AUGGUUUCCACUUCUUCGUCGUCAUCUACUGCUCCAUCUACACGGGCCAAUAUCUUGGUUCUACUUGGUCUCGGUCUGGCCGGGAUUCUGUUACUUACCAGAAAGUUGAAGAGAGCUGUACGGGAAGACUUCGGUGCCUUUGUCCAGAAGCUUCAACUCCUUCCCCCGCCUCAACCUGCUCCCCCUAAAGCUCGCCAUCCGCUCACCGACCUCACCUUUGCCGUUUCCGACGUAUUUGACAUUGAAGGAUUUGUCUCUGGUUGUGGACAUCCUGAUUGGGCAAGUACACAUGGCGUGGCCUCUAAGACGGCAGUCGUGGUUUCAACUCUUGUUGACGGUGGUGCCACUUGUGUAGGAAAAACUGUUGUUGAUGAACUGGCUUAUAGUAUCAAUGGAGAAAAUAGGCAUUAUGGUACACCUACCAAUCCUGCGGCUCCUGACCGUGUUCCCGGUGGAUCUUCAAGUGGAGCAGCUGUCGCUGUAGCAGCUAAGCUUGUUGAUUUUUCAUUGGGGGUUGAUACAGAUGGUGGUGUAAGAGCACCUGCAGCGUUUUGUGGGAUCAUAGGAUUCCGGCCGUCAUAUGGAGCUCUUUCAAACAUGGGAAUGUUCACCAUUUCACCUAGCCUUGAUACAGUAGGAUUGUUUGCCAGUGAUCCUGAUGUUUUGAGGCGUGUCGGCCAUGUGCUCUUGCAACUUCCAUUUGGAGUUCAACGUAAACCCCGACAAAUUAUAAUAGCUGAUGAUUGUUUUGAACUAUUCAAGAUUCCAUUUGACAAGCUUGCUCAGGCAUUGAUAACAUCUACUGUGAAGCUCUUUGGAAGACAAGCAUUGAAGCAUGAAAUUCUUGAGGAGUUUCUGUGUUCUAAUGUUCCAAGCCUGAAAAAGAUUCUUACAAACAAAUCAGAUUCUAAAGUCAAAACUUCUUCACUGGGAAUGCUAGCACAUAUUAUGCAGGCUCUUCAUAGGUAUGAGUUCAGUGAUAUUCACGAGGAGUGGUUGAAGAUGGAAAAGCCUGUCCUUGAUCCUCUUAUCUCUGCUCAUUUGAAUGAUGCAGGAGAGAUUUCAGAUACGGAAAUUGAAAAAUACAGAUCUGUUAGAAAUGAAAUGCGUGCAGCCAUCAACACUCUCCUUAAGGAUGAUGGAAUUCUUGUGAUCCCAACAACAUUUGCUCAUCCUCCUAAACUCAAUGCAAAAGAGCUGCUCUCAGAGGACUACAUGCUACGUUCAUUUAGCCUGCUAAGUCUUGCUAGCCUCUCCGGCUGUUGCCAGGUCACAAUUCCAUUGGGGAGCCAUGACAAGUGUCCUACUUCAGUGUCUUUCAUAGCCCGACAGGGGGGAGAUCGCUUUCUACUAGACACAUUGCUGAGCAUGUAUACAUCUCUACAAGAGCAAGCCGAUGUUCUUGCUACAUCAAAUCAAUCUGGUCGUGCGGGAAACCCAGAAAUAUCUGCAGAGGUGGCUAAGGAAAAGGGAAACCAAUCAUUCAAAGAUAGGCAAUGGCAAAAGGCAGUUGGUUAUUAUACAGAAGCCAUUAAACUUAAUGACAGAAAUGCAACGUACUACAGCAACAGAGCUGCAGCUUAUCUUGAACUUACUAGCUUUCACCAAGCCGAGGAUGAUUGUUCGAAAGCUAUUGACCUUGACAAAAAGAACGUGAAGGCAUAUUUGAGAAGAGGCACAGCAAGAGAGGUGCUUGGUUAUUAUAAAGAGGCAAUCGAAGAUUUCCGAUAUGCCUUGGUGCUUGAACCAACUAAUAAGAGGGCAGCAGCUUCUGCUGAAAGACUGAGAAAGUUUUCUCGGUAG
Linum trigynum is the source of this 1803-nucleotide messenger RNA. Lineage: Eukaryota; Viridiplantae; Streptophyta; Magnoliopsida; Malpighiales; Linaceae. The record is from the annotation of a GenBank genome assembly.